UGUAUUACUACAAUAUUGUAUAACUUUAGUUUAGAGAGUGUGCGCAUGCCAACUAGCCCUUGCCCUCUGUUGUCCGGAGUUGUUCCUUGCUUGCUGCCAUUUUGUUCGAGACAGUGCAAGGAAUAUCCUUCAAGAUGCUAUCAGUAAGGCUGGCAUCCUCCCUAGCAAGGCAGCUUCCUAGGACACUGCCAAAGGUUUAUCAAAAUGCUCUUGCUGCAGGAUGUGUUUCAGCAAGGCAUCUGUCUUUGACCACUCCAUCUUUGGCUGCUGGCCCAAGUGGAGCUGAAGUUUCUUCCAUUUUGGAGGAUAGGAUCCUUGGUCAGACUUCCCAGGUAAACCUUGAAGAGACUGGAAAAGUGCUGUCCAUUGGUGAUGGUAUUGCACGUGUCUAUGGCCUCAAGAACAUUCAAGCUGAGGAGAUGGUGGAAUUCUCCAGUGGGCUGAAGGGUAUGGCCUUGAACUUGGAACCUGACAAUGUGGGCGUUGUCGUUUUCGGUAAUGACAAGUUGAUCAAGGAGGGAGAUGUUGUGAAGAGGACUGGUGCUAUUGUGGAUGUGCCAGUGGGCAUGGAACUGCUCGGCAGAGUUGUUGAUGCUCUUGGAAAUACCAUUGAUGGAAAGGGCCCAAUCAGUUCUUCUGUAAGAGCCCGUGUGGGUGUGAAAGCCCCAGGAAUCAUUCCCAGAACAUCUGUGAAGGAGCCUAUGCAGACAGGAAUCAAGGCUGUGGACAGUCUUGUGCCUAUUGGUCGUGGUCAGCGUGAGCUGAUCAUUGGUGACAGGCAGACUGGAAAAACCGCCAUUGCCAUUGACACCAUCAUCAACCAGAAGCGCUUCAAUGACGCCGGAGACGAUAAGGCCAAGCUGUACUGCAUCUACGUUGCUAUUGGACAGAAGCGUUCCACUGUUGCUCAGUUGGUGAAGCGUCUUACAGAUGCUGAUGCCAUGAAGUACAGCAUUGUUGUGUCAGCUACAGCUUCUGAUGCUGCCCCUCUGCAGUAUCUGGCUCCGUACUCUGGAUGUGCUAUGGGCGAGUACUUCCGUGACAAUGGCAUGCACGCUCUCAUCAUUUACGAUGACUUGUCCAAACAGGCUGUGGCCUACCGUCAGAUGUCUCUGCUGCUGCGUCGUCCCCCAGGACGUGAGGCCUACCCAGGUGAUGUGUUCUAUCUCCACUCCCGUCUGUUGGAAAGAGCUGCCAAGAUGAACGAACAUCAUGGUGGCGGCUCCCUCACUGCCCUGCCCGUCAUUGAGACUCAGGCUGGUGACGUGUCUGCUUACAUCCCCACCAACGUCAUUUCCAUUACUGACGGACAGAUCUUUUUGGAAACUGAAUUGUUCUUCAAGGGUAUCCGCCCUGCCAUCAACGUCGGUUUGUCUGUCAGCCGUGUCGGCUCUGCUGCCCAGACCAGAUCCAUGAAGCAGGUGGCUGGCUCCAUGAAGUUGGAAUUGGCUCAGUAUCGUGAGGUGGCUGCCUUCGCUCAGUUCGGUUCAGAUUUGGACCAGGCUACACAGAACCUCCUGAGGAGAGGUGUCAGAUUGACUGAGAUCUUGAAACAGGGACAAUAUGUGCCCAUGGCCAUUGAGGAGCAAGUGUGUGUCAUCUACUCUGGUGUCCGUGGCUACCUUGACAAGUUGGACCCAGCCAAAAUCACACAGUUUGAGGCUGAGUUCUUGCAGCACCUGCGCAGCUCCCAGCAAGACCUCCUCAAGACCAUUGCCUCUGAGGGCAAGAUCAAUGAGCAGGCAGAUGAGAAACUGAAACAGAUUGUCACCAACUUCUUGGUUGGGUUCCAGGGCUCAUAAACUUAGUACUUUAUAAAUAUUUGUGUUGAUAGAGAAGUCUGACCAAAAGCGGAUAUGAGGGAAGAAAUGUUCAUGCAUAGGUCUUGUGAUAAAGUACGGCAUAAAGACUUUUUUUUCACUCCCCUGGUUUGAAAGAAAUCAGCCUGGUAUGAAUAGAAGGGAAAGUAGGUAGUUUGAAUUUUCCUAGUUUUGUGACAUGUUGAUGUGAAUUUUCACACUUGUUUUCCCGUGAAGAAAAAAAAUUCUAUCGGUUGCAUAAACAGAAUGUAUUAUGCCAACUGUGUAGAUUGGGUGUCAGUUGUGUGAAUGCCGGAUAUGAAAAUUGAUUAAAUAUUUCUUUUGUGUAA
Molecule: messenger RNA, 2149 nt
Organism: Aplysia californica (California sea hare)
Lineage: Eukaryota; Metazoa; Mollusca; Gastropoda; Aplysiida; Aplysiidae
Product: ATP synthase subunit alpha, mitochondrial
Biological process (GO): proton motive force-driven ATP synthesis; proton transmembrane transport
Molecular function (GO): ADP binding; ATP binding; proton-transporting ATP synthase activity, rotational mechanism
Source: RefSeq, a predicted model, not a curated record